GCUCAGUGAGUUUAGCAUCCAACUCUUGAUUUCGGCUCAGGUCACGAUCUCAUGGUUCGUGGGUUUGAGCCCUACAUCAGACUAUGUGCUGUCAGUGCUUGGAGCCUGCUUGGGAUUCUCUCUUCCUCUUUCUCUGCCCCUGCUCCCCUUGUGCUCUCUCUCUCUCAAAAAUAAAUAAACUUAAUAAUAAUAAUACAUAUUAUGUAUAUGAAACAAUAUAUAAAUAUAUUUGCUUAGUAUAAAUUACAUAUACAGGUUACUACUUAAAUAUUUAAAUUUAAAUAGUUUGUUGAGAAAAAUAAAUAUUUUGAUGAGGACAAAAGGACAGAGGUAACCCCAUGUGGUAACCCAGGUCCCUUCCUCUGUGUGCAGAGAUGCCCGGCCCCUGCUUAGGAAGGGGAGUGAACGAAUGGCACCCCCUGCUCCCGCCGCACCUCCCCCUGCCCCAGCCCCAGGCUACCCAAGCGUACUAGCCAUGGGACAUAAAUGAAGGUAGCAGCCCAGGGCCACUCCCAGCAGAUAGGCUGCACCCUUGCUCCAGGAGCCCCUGCAGCGGCCCCCAGCCCCCCACCCCAAGUUACUCCUUGGAGCAUUUGGCCCGGCCACCUGGCUGAAGGGGCGGACUAAGUCCUGCCCCAUGACAUCAGCUGGGCGGCCUCCCCUCUCACUGGCUCCCUCUCCUUCCUUCCCGCCCUGAAACCUGAUCCGGCUGAGGGACUGAUUGCAGGAACUUGGCGACUGUCCAGCGCUGGUGGCCCCUCAGCAGUGGGAGGCUGCAGCCUCAGAGGUGUGGAAGGCGGCCCUGAGGAGGCAGGCUGGCUGGGACAUGAAGCCGGCAGAGUGUGGGCAGCCUGCUUCUCAGCACGUCUUACCCUGAGGCCACCUCCAAGGCAGCUCACACCCGGGGAAAGUCACCAUGCUGUCGUGGGUGCCACGGGUCCUGCUGGCCUUGCUUCUGCCCACACUCCUGGCACACGGACAAGCCAGGCGCAGGGAGCACCCCCAGGCUCAGAACACCUCUAGGCCUGCUCUGCUGAGGCUGUCAGAUUACCUCCUGGCCAACUACCAGAAGGGCGUGCGGCCCGUGCGGGACUGGAGGAAGCCAACCACCGUGUCCAUCGAUGUCAUUGUCUAUGCCAUCCUCAGCGUGGAUGAGAAGAACCAGGUCCUGACCACCUACAUCUGGUACCGGCAGUACUGGACAGAUGAGUUUCUCCAGUGGAACCCUGAGGACUUUGACAACAUCACCAAGCUGUCCAUCCCCACCGAGAGCAUCUGGGUCCCAGACAUUCUCAUCAACGAGUUUGUGGACGUGGGGAAGUCUCCAAGUAUCCCGUACGUGUAUGUCGGGCACCAUGGCGAGGUCCAGAACUACAAGCCCCUCCAGGUGGUGACCGCCUGUAGCCUGGACAUUUACAACUUCCCCUUCGACGUGCAGAACUGCUCGCUGACGUUCACCAGCUGGCUGCACACCAUCCAGGACAUCAACAUCUCCCUGUGGCGCUUGCCAGAAAAGGUGAAGCUUGACAAGACUAUCUUCAUGAACCAGGGCGAGUGGGAGCUCCUGGGGGUGCUGACCCAGUUUCGUGAGUUCAGCAUGGAAAGCAGCGGCUGUUACGCAGAGAUGAAGUUCUUCGUGGUCAUCCGCCGGAGGCCCCUGUUCUACACAGUCAGCCUGCUGCUGCCCAGCAUCUUCCUCAUGUUCAUGGACAUCGUGGGCUUCUACCUGCCUCCGGACAGUGGCGAGAGGGUCUCCUUUAAGAUCACACUCCUCCUGGGCUAUUCUGUCUUCCUGAUCAUCGUGUCGGACACGCUGCCGGCCACAGCCAUUGGCACUCCCCUCAUUGGUGUCUACUUCGUCGUGUGCAUGGCGCUCCUGGUGGUGAGCUUGGCUGAGACCAUCCUCAUCGUGCGGCUGGUACACAAGCAAGACCUGCAGCAGCCCGUACCUGCCUGGCUGCGGCACCUGGUCCUGGAGCGGGUGGCCCUGCUCCUUUGCCUAGGGGAGCAAACAGCUUCCCGACGGCCCCCGGCCACCCCCCGAGCCGCCAAGACCGAUGACUGCUCAGAUGUGGGGAACCACUGCAGCCAUUUGAGAGGACCCCAGGACUUGGAGAAGACCCCAAGGGGCCGAGGCAGCCCCCCACCACCACCGCGGGAGGCCUCCCUGGCAGUGUGCGGGCUGCUGCAGGAGCUGUCCUCCAUCAGGCAUUUCCUGGAGAAGAGGGACGAGAGCCGAGAGGUGGCCCGGGAAUGGCUGCAUGUGGGCUCCGUGCUGGACGGGCUGCUCUUCCGCAUCUACCUGGUGGCGGUGCUGGCCUACAGCAUCACCCUGGUUACUCUGUGGUCCAUCUGGCAGUAUUCUUGAGUAGGCACAGCCCAGUGGGGGUGUUUUGAGGGAGGGGUAGUAAGGCACUGGUUAGAAUGGGGAUUGAGGAUUUCAGGGCCCAGCAGAUGCCAGGGAUGUUUUCAAGACCCUGUCCAAUGCCAGUAAUUCUGAAGCAGGGCCUUAACUCUUCCCCAAAAGCUUGAUGUUCAAGACUCUUGUACCCCACCCCCCCACCCAACUUAUCAUGGCUUUAAAACAUGCUGUCUUUGAUCUAGAAAAACCCAUGCAUUCCCUAACUUCAUUCUAUUUAUCUGUGUAUCAGUCCUUGAUUUCCCCAUUGUCACUUCCCUGAAUAAGGCACUUUGAAAUCCUGCUCCUCCCCCUUUAGCCUUGUUUUUAGAUACAAAGCAAACCAACUCUCUACUGCACAUGGCUGGUAACACUGCAUUAGGUUUAUUCAACCGUAAUGUUCUCCUUCUUCACCUCACCUGUAGCCACUUCCCUGAACACUCAUGUUCCAUUGGAUGAUGGUAGGGUAGGGGGCGGGUGGGGGU
Molecule: messenger RNA, 2883 nt
Organism: Acinonyx jubatus (cheetah)
Lineage: Eukaryota; Metazoa; Chordata; Mammalia; Carnivora; Felidae
Gene: HTR3A
Product: 5-hydroxytryptamine receptor 3A
Exons: 9
Coding region: 917-2368 (483 amino acids)
Biological process (GO): regulation of membrane potential; signal transduction; monoatomic ion transmembrane transport
Cellular component (GO): postsynaptic membrane; neuron projection; synapse
Molecular function (GO): transmembrane signaling receptor activity; neurotransmitter receptor activity; extracellular ligand-gated monoatomic ion channel activity
Source: RefSeq, a predicted model, not a curated record